Laccaria bicolor S238N-H82 is the source of this 390-nucleotide messenger RNA. RefSeq lists its product as uncharacterized. Lineage: Eukaryota; Fungi; Basidiomycota; Agaricomycetes; Agaricales; Hydnangiaceae. The transcript is spliced from 5 exons. The coding region runs from base 1 to 390 and encodes 129 amino acids. The record is from RefSeq and is a predicted model, not a curated record.
AUGUCGUCUCGGUUUGAUGCGACUUUCGUUGAUCCCAAUGUACUGGAUGUGUGUCCUGGAUACAAGGCCACUGACGUAUCUGCCAGCAAAACCAAGUUCACCGCAACCCUCGUUCUGGCGGGAAAGCCAUGCAAUGUCUUCGGGAACAAUAUUCAAAUUUCAGAAAUUGUAGUUGAGCACCGACAAAAAACCGGUUUAACUGGUCUCAACUGGUCUUUGCAGUCUGAAAAGUUACUAAACUCCUACCUCUCACCACCUCCCUCUCGACUCAAUGGACAUGCCAAAAUUGCAUCAAAAAGGACCCCCAGCCACUCGCAUUCCUUGCCAGCAGCCACCAAGUCUCUCCCCUCCAACAAGGGAUUGGGAGUUUGGGGGUUUGGAAAGGCAUAG